UAUAGUACUCAAUCUCGACCGGUCCCUAUUUUUCUCCACCAAAAAACAACGGAAAGCAAGGCACAAAUGGCAGCACGCAGUACCAAGCGUCAAGACAGCGAAUGCUCCACCGCUCCUCUUGCUGAGGAAGUCUAUGAGCGGAAAGGCAGUUGUGCCAGCCACUGCGCGCUCGUGGUGUUGUGUUCUGUUUUGACGGUGGUGUGCGCGGGCCUGUGUGCCGGGCUAGCCGUGAUGUGGGUCUACCUCGGCCAGCAGCUCGAAGAUCUCAGGAACGCCUACGAAAAGCUGGAACUGACAGGACUCGGCGGUGAGCAGGUGAACAUCACUGCUGCCGUGGACGAGGCUGUGAGAUUGUUCCUGGAGGAUGAACAGAAAGCCGACCGUACCCAUGUCGGUCCUCCUCUACAGACCGGCUGGUCUUCGGGCUCCAGCAAACCCAUGGCUCAUCUCACGGGCAACCCCAGACAGAACAUCAAGAAACACCACGGAGAAGUAAAACUUCGGUCCUGGGAGAGCGAACAAGGCCUGGCCACUCUAGCUAACGGGAUGAAAUACAGAGGAGGAAACAUCGUCAUUCCUGCAGACGGACUGUAUUACAUCUACUCACAACUCUCCUACAGGUUCCUAAACGAAAAUCCUUUCGAAAAUCCUAAAGAAGAUGCCAACAUCUUUCAGCUCAUACACUACACAUAUAAACAAUCUUCUUAUCCAGAACCGCAGAUGAUAAUGAAAAGUUCUAGAAGCACGUGCUGGUCUAAAAGGACAGAGUUUGGACUUUACACGUCCUUUCAGGGAGGGGUAUUCAGGCUGGAGAAGGGAGAUAAAGUUUCGGUUUCGGUCUCAAACCCACAGAUGAUUUGUUUCGAGGAAUCCUCUAGCUUCUUUGGCGCUUUUAUGAUAUGAAAUAAAAGGCUGAUUAAAACAAAAAUCACACAUGGUGUAGUCAUGGCAUGGCUUGUAUCAAAGUUAUACAAAGAUAUUUUCUUGAGCGAAAUGAUGUAUACAUUUUAUAUUCAAUUUGCAAGUUGAGAGCACUGUUGUCAAAUACCCAUAUAUGAGAAGGCUUCCAUUCACUGCCAGCUUUUAGAUUCACAAUUUGUGCAAUACUGGACGAAUAGAAGAAAGUAAUUGUAAAUAAAUGAAGUUAUCUGAAAACUCAAAUUUGAGUGCUAUAUCAUCUAUAUCCCGCUAUCUAAAAACGAUUAAAACAAGACAUCUUGCAUGAAAA
This is a messenger RNA of Branchiostoma belcheri (Belcher's lancelet), 1228 nucleotides long. RefSeq names its product tumor necrosis factor ligand superfamily member 10-like. Gene Ontology annotation, molecular function: tumor necrosis factor receptor binding. Gene Ontology annotation, cellular component: membrane. Bases 67 to 903 code for a protein of 278 amino acids. Gene Ontology annotation, biological process: immune response. The record is from RefSeq and is a predicted model, not a curated record. The transcript has 3 exons. Lineage: Eukaryota; Metazoa; Chordata; Leptocardii; Amphioxiformes; Branchiostomatidae.